Puma concolor (puma) is the source of this 1077-nucleotide messenger RNA. The record is from RefSeq and is a predicted model, not a curated record. NCBI's taxonomy places the organism in Eukaryota, Metazoa, Chordata, Mammalia, Carnivora, Felidae.
AUGCGAGCCACCCCUCUGGCUGCUGCUGCGGGUGCCCCCUCCAGGAGGAAGCGGUGGGAGUUGGACAAUGACCUAGACACCGAGUGUCCCAUCCGGAAACAAGCGCGAAUCGGGCCCCAGCCCAGGCUGCCCUCCUCGCCGCUGCCCCCGAGCCCACUUCCUGCUCCAGCCCAUGCCUGUGCUGGGACCACUGCCUCCCGUCUUGGGCCCUAUGUCCUCCUGGAGCCUGAGGAGGGUGGCCGGGCCUAUUGGGCCCUGCACUGCCCCUCAGGCACCGAGUACACCUGCAAGGUGUACCCGGCCCGCGAGGCCCAGGCGGUGCUGGAGCCCUACUCGCGGCUGCCCCCGCGGGGACACGUGGCGCGGCCGGCCGACGUCGUGGCGGGCCCCCGCCACCUCUACACCUUUUUCCCACGGCCCCACGGGGACAUGCACAGCCUGGUGCGCCGCCGCCGCCGCCUCCCCGAGCCCGAAGCCGCCGCGCUCUUCCGCCAGAUGGCCGCCGCCCUGGCGCACUGUCACCAGCACGGCCUGGUCCUGCGCGAUCUCAAGCUGCGGCGCUUUGUCUUCACCAACGAGGAGAGGACUAAGCUGGUGCUGGAGAACCUGGAGGAUGCCUGUGUGCUGAACGGGCCCGACGACUCCCUGUGGGACAAACACGCGUGCCCGGCCUACGUGGGACCUGAAAUCCUCAGCUCCCGGGCAUCCUACUCAGGCAAGGCGGCCGAUGUGUGGAGCCUGGGCGUGGCGCUCUUCACUAUGCUGGCUGGCCACUACCCCUUCCAAGACUCAGAGCCUGCCCUGCUCUUUGGCAAGAUCCGCCGCGGUGCCUUUGCCCUGCCCGAGGGCCUCUCGGCUCCCGCUCGCUGCCUGGUCCGCUGUCUCCUUCGACGGGAGCCAGCCGAACGCCUCACGGCCACGGGCAUCCUGCUGCAUCCCUGGCUGCGGGAGAAGCCGAUCCCCUCAGCUCCACCCCGAUCCCACCUCUGGGAGGCCGAUCAGGUGGUCCCUGAAGGGCCGGGGUUGGAGGAGGCCGAGGAAGAGGAGGGGGUAAGAGAAGCUGGUCUAUAUGGCUAG